CAAUUCUCCUCUCGAACAUUUGAAAAGUUGGAUAUCUUCCUUCCGCAGGAUAAGAGUGGGAGUGAGACUGAGACCUGCUUCUUGCAAUUUCAGAAACUCCAUUUUCCCGCGCUUUCUCUGCUCCAAGGAACCGGAAAAUUUUGAACUGGAAACGCGGGGAUUUGAAGUGGAAGGGUUUUUCACUCGUUUACUUUACCAAACAGACCCUUAAUUAAUAGUGGUGUUUUUAUUGCAGAUGGAGGCUUUGUAUCGGAAGCUCCAUAACAAAUAUGAACGACUCAAGAAGAAAAGAUUGUCUGAGAUGGAUGAGAUUAAUAGAGAUCAAGAAGUGAAAUUUUUGGAUUACGUGGCUGCUGCAGAGGAGUUGAUUCAACACCUGAAAAGUGAAAAUAACAAAUUACAAACCCAAGUUAAUGAUUUGAGAACUGAAGUGGCCUCACUCAGAUCUUCGAAGGACAGGGAAUCUAUAGAGUGCCAAAAGCUUUUACUGGAAGAGAGUCAGAAGAAUAAAGCACUUUCUGAAGAAGUUGGUAGACUCCAGAAUCUGCAUCAAGAGGGACUUUCUUGCAUGGACAGAAGUUAUGGUGUUAUUCAACAGAAUACUCCUGAAACUGCGUUACAAAAUGUGCCCGAAAAGUUAAACAAAAGAGUGUCAAAAAAGCGUAGCAGUGAAUCUGAGCACAGCAAAGAAGAAGCCUAUCUUAUGCCUGACUCCAAGGAUCCAGAUGAUGUGAUGGUUAGAGAAAUGGCAGAAGACUUAUCAAAAGGAGUUUUGUAUGAUGAACAGCCGGAAUGCUGUAAAAGAACUCUUUAUGAAUCAGGUAUUGGUGUAACUGAAAGUGGCCCUGCAGACUGUAUGUUUCGAGCUCUUAUCGAGUACGUGAUGGGUAUGAAAUUUUCUAUAAUUACUCAAGCUGAAGGGAUAAGUAUUACAGCUUUGCAUCAAUCAAGUGGUUAUUCGUUCAGUCUAACUUGGAUAGACAAAGCAACUAGUGAUGAAAGACAGCUUCUUUACCGUGCAUUAUCACUUGGGACAUUUGAAAGAGUAGCACCAGAGUGGAUGAGAGAGGUUUUGAUGUUCAGCACAAGCAUGUGCCCGAUCUUCUUUGAAAGGGUAGCCCGUGUAAUCAAGCUGCAUUGCUAAUGGUACUGCUUUCUUUGCUCUUAUCUAAUUCUUAGAUUUGUUGCUCUCUGACAAAGUGAAAAUUUUUAUACCACAUUCCUAGACAGUUGUGAGAGUGUGCCCUUCAUAGGCCCAUUGUAAAGUUUGCUUGUAGUCUAUAGAGAUUGAGCUUUUCCCUAUUUGCAUAUAAGAUCUCAUGUAAAAGAAGCACAUUCCCUUACGAUAUGAAAGAUAUCUUUUGUAGGA
Molecule: messenger RNA, 1369 nt
Organism: Carica papaya (papaya)
Lineage: Eukaryota; Viridiplantae; Streptophyta; Magnoliopsida; Brassicales; Caricaceae
Gene: TTN9
Product: titan9
Biological process (GO): developmental process involved in reproduction
Source: RefSeq, a predicted model, not a curated record